Messenger RNA from Miscanthus lutarioriparius, 2217 nucleotides. NCBI's taxonomy places the organism in Eukaryota, Viridiplantae, Streptophyta, Magnoliopsida, Poales, Poaceae. The record is from the annotation of a GenBank genome assembly.
AUGUCUGUCGAUAUGAAUUUCAAACUCGAGACUCUUCAAGCCAUAACGGACAACUUUUCUGAGAAGCACAAUGUGGGCAGUGGAGGGUAUGGCACAGUUUACAAGGGGUUGUAUAAAGGCGAAGAGAUUGCUGUGAAGAGGCUCCAUCACGUGGUAGGGCUUGAUGAUAAAGAAUUUAAAAAUGAAUUCGGUAACCUUAGAAAGGUUCAACAUGAGAAUGUGGUAAAGUUAGUUGGCUUCUGUUAUGAAUCAAAAAAUCAUUUUUUUGAACAAGGUGGGAAAGAGUUUUGGGCCCCAUUAACGGAGCGAAUUCUCUGUUUCGAAUUUAUGCAAGGUGGAACCCUCGAUAAACAUAUCGCAGAUGACUCUUGUGAUCUUGAUUGGCCCACAUGUUACAAAAUUAUCAAAGGAACAUGUGAGGGUAUAAAUCACCUUCAUACUGCAUACGAGAAAUCUAUUUUCCAUCUGGACAUAAAACCUGGUAAUAUUUUGCUGGACAGCAAUAACAACGCCAAAGUUGCAGAUCUUGGCUUAUCCAGAUUCGUAUCAACAAAUACUUUUGUAACAAAGACUAUCAAAGGAACACAAUGCUACAUGCCACCAGAGUUUGGAAAGAGUGGACAUAUAUCAAGUAAAUAUGACGUGUUCAGUCUUGGAGUUCUAAUUAUAAACGUAAUGGAUGGAAAUAGGGGUUUGACACGCUAUCGUGAAAUGAGAACUGAACAGUUCGUUAACCAUGUAAAGAGAAACUGGAACGCAAGGUUGAAGGAAAAGCCUGGUCAUCCAUCACACAAAAUAGAAAGCUUACAAGUGAACAAAUGUGUUGUAUUAGCCUUGAAAUGUGUUCAAUAUGACCGUAACAAAAGGCCAUCUACGAACGAUAUUGUUGAUGAACUGGAACAAUUAGACAUUGAAAUUAAGAAACUGUCAUUAGCAUCUGAUGAUUACCAAAUUGGCCAGGCUCUCGACGCCCUAGAAUUAAAUUCCUCGAUCGAGGACUUGUCGUCCCAGCUCCCUUCUCCAGACCAGCUUCUCGUCAGUUCCAUUUCAGGGCCGGGGCAGCUAGAUGUGGUGAUCUUGUAUGCAUUUGACUGCUCCAUCUCGACUACAGCCUGGCGCACUGUGGAUGAUGGAAUCUUUUGGAUGGUGCAAGAGAAGCUCACCCACUACAUUGACAGCUGCAUGGGUUACAUCUACUUCAUGAUGGACGGUAACACGUACACGUCGGAUAUGAAACUGGUGGACCCAGAAGAGAAUAAGGCAACUGGCUACAAAUCAUUCGUGUGGCGCAGGGUGCCCUGCACGGAAAACAUGGCAUCUGGCCUCGAGGAGGCUCAUAAAAUGAUCAGCAACCGUGGGUACCCAAAUGGCGUCAUUUUGCUCUUCUCCGACGGCUUGAUACACAAAGGAGACUUCUUUGAUGGAGCCGAAGAAUUCAAGUCCAAAGUUCCCGUCCACACGUUUACUCUCGGCGGGGUUGAGUAUAACGAGGGUCUUGGUGCUAUUGCGGCGAAUUCCCCAGGUGGAAAGUUCCACAGUAUCCCUGUCCCGGAAAGGCCGAUGCUGUCUACACGAUUCUCGUUGCUACUGGAUAGCAUCUUUGAUCGCACUACAGAAGACGAGGAAUCCCCUAGUCCUAGUUCAGAAACGCAGCCACUUGAUGUGGUGUUGGUGUAUGCGUUUGACUGCACCAAGUCUACCCUUGCCUGGGCCAAGAUGGAUCGCUCGAUCUUUUGGAUGGUGCAAGAGAGGCUCACCCGCUUGGAAGACAGCUGCAUGGGUUACAUCUACCCCAUGUUGACUCCAAACAAUUACACGUCGGAUAUGAAGGUAGUUGACCCCGCAGAAUCGAAGGCAACUGGCUACACGGCAUUUGACUGGCGCAGGUUACCCUGCACGAAAACCAUGGCAUCAGGCCUCGCCGAGGCGCAUAAAAUGCUCAGGAACCGAGGUAAUCAAAACGGCAUCAUCUUGUUCUUCUCCGAUGGGUUGAUAAACAAGGGAGACUUCUUUGAUGGAACGGAGAACUUCAAGUCAGAAGUCCCUGUGCACACGUUUACUCUUGGCGGGGACGCAUAUAAUGAGGGUCUCCAAGCCAUUGCGGAUAAUUCCCGGAGUGGGAUGUUCCACCCCGUUCCUGUUCCAGACAGACCCGAGCUCUCAGUGCGCUUCUCAGAACUACUUGAUAGCCUCCUCUUGGGCACCAAGACGAACUGA